This is a messenger RNA of Erpetoichthys calabaricus (reedfish), 13043 nucleotides long. RefSeq names its product ATPase plasma membrane Ca2+ transporting 4 (gene atp2b4). Lineage: Eukaryota; Metazoa; Chordata; Cladistia; Polypteriformes; Polypteridae. The coding region runs from base 1403 to 5125 and encodes 1240 amino acids. Gene Ontology annotation, molecular function: ATP hydrolysis activity; PDZ domain binding; P-type calcium transporter activity. The transcript is spliced from 22 exons. The record is from RefSeq and is a predicted model, not a curated record. Gene Ontology annotation, biological process: calcium ion transmembrane transport; regulation of cytosolic calcium ion concentration. Gene Ontology annotation, cellular component: membrane; intracellular membrane-bounded organelle.
CUCCCUCUGCCUUUUCUCUCUCUCUCACUCUCGUCUCUGUCUUUCCAGCCCCGCAGUCGCUGGAUCCUCUGCUGCCAUUCUGCUGCAGUCCGGAGCGGAGCCGCGCUGUGCCCCAGAGAGGCGCAACUUUGCGACGCAGAGCACGCGAGCCGCCAACCCGACCGGGCGCUAAAUACAUAAAAAGAGGAUUACCCCACUCUGACUUAUUUCUUCCCACUUUGAACAGGUGGGGAAAGGAUUUUUUUCCCAGAAACUUGGAUUGUUAAUUGAAAGACUGCCUUCUUUGUAAACUGCCUUUUAAAGAGUACAUUAUUAGUAUUACUACUUAUUCUGUUACUAUUUGUUAACACAAUUACUACUUGAUAGUACUCCCCGACCUUUAUUUAUUAAGAAACAAGUUCACUUUUAAGGUACUCUUAAUUAUUUUGGAAACCAAAGUUGUUUUUUUUUUAAUUUAUUUAACAUUUCAUAAUCCUUUGGAAUUUCAAGGCGAUUUAUUGCCGUUAUUCGGGCGCUCAUCCAUGUCUUGUUACUACAUACUGGAAGCACCUACAUUUUAAGACUAGAAAAAAGACUGUAAAAAUCGUAUAUUACAUCCUUCUUAACGCUCUGACAAUUUGGGUUUCGCCGCCUUUAAAGAAAGAAAACAACUGGAGGAAAAAGAAGACUCUGAAACUGUUCCUCUUUUUUUUAUUCCAAAGUGCUGGGGAAAGAAGCCGUUACGGGAGCUUUUAUCUAUUUUUUGUUUUAAAAAUUUCCUAAAAGGAAGUUCAAAUAUAUAAACAAUUUUCUCAAAGCACUGAUUCCUCAAUGAGAAUUCCUCCAAGUGAUGCUACGAGGAUUUUGUUUUUUACACCAGGAAUGUGUUUAACUGAUUGGAUUUAAAAAGAAACACCUUAAAAAGUACUCCUGCUUUCAUUAUCUUUUAUAUCUGCGCUGGAAGACAUCAGUCCCGUCUGCCGGCCGGAGCUUCGCCCCACAGCAGAAUACAGCAAAAGGUGCCUUGAAUGAUCCAUUCCUAUUCAUAGAAGAUGCCUACGUGUCAAACACAGAAUACGCCACGGCUGGAAGAAUAUGCACUUUUGGCUUAAGCCUGGUUCUGGGUGAGUGGGUCUUAGCUGACAUUUCAGCUCUUCCAAAGAAAGAAAAGCUCCAGCAGUUACAUUUCACCCCAUAAUUCCAGUUGGAAUUAAGACAUAGGUGGACCUCCUGGUUGAAUGUCCAGUGAAAAGAAGAGGAAAGAAAAAGAAAGCAAGCCUUGCAUACUGGGAGAAUUUCCAUUUUUUGAAAGGCUUUCUGAAAGCUUUUGUAUUUUGACCAUUUUUUCCUAUUACUGAGCAAAAUUAUAAAAAAAAAAAUCCACGUUCUGAUUCAAGUCAGAGGUUGACUGUGGGAGAAAACAAUGGCAAACAACAUGGUGGAUCACCCCCCUGGGAACUCAAUUGCUGAGGGCAGCCGUGAAGGAGAUUUUGGCUGCACGGUGAUGGAUUUGCGACAGCUGAUGGAACUUCGGAGCGGAGAAGCAGUUGCAAAAAUUAGAGAUAACUACGGUGAUGUCCAUGGUCUAUGCAGUAGGCUAAAGACCUCUCCAGUUGAAGGACUUUCUGGAAAUCCAGUGGACCUAGAGAAGAGGCAUCAGGCAUUUGGUCGCAACUUCAUCCCACCCAAAAAAGCCAAGACUUUCCUGCAGUUGGUUUGGGAGGCCCUGCAAGAUGUCACCCUCAUCAUUCUUGAGAUUGCUGCCAUCAUCUCCCUGGGACUGUCCUUUUAUCACCCCCCAGGGGGUAACAGUGAAUUGUGUGGUCAGGCUGCUGGUGGAGUGGAGGAUGAGGGUGAGGCUCAGGCUGGCUGGAUUGAGGGUGCUGCUAUCCUAUUCUCUGUUUUCAUUGUGGUUCUGGUGACAGCCUUCAAUGACUGGAGUAAAGAGAAACAAUUUCGUGGCCUCCAAAGUCGCAUUGAGCAAGAGCAGAAGUUCACUGUGAUUCGCAAAGGACAAGUCAUCCAGAUACCUGUUGCCGAGAUUGUCACUGGGGACAUUGCUCAGAUUAAAUAUGGUGACUUGCUUCCAGCAGAUGGGAUUUUGAUUCAAGGCAAUGACCUGAAGAUUGAUGAGAGCUCACUUACUGGGGAGUCUGAUCAAGUUAGGAAGUCCCUGGAGAAAGACCCUAUGUUGUUGUCUGGUACUCAUGUAAUGGAAGGAUCUGGGCGCAUGUUAGUCUCAGCUGUUGGAUUAAACUCCCAGACUGGAAUUAUCUUUACUCUCUUGGGUGCUGGAGGAGAAGAAGAAGAAAAGAAGGUCAAGAAAGGAAAAAAGCAAGGACCUGCUGAAAAUCGCAACAAAGCUAAAGCUCAGGAUGGAGUGGCCUUGGAAAUCCAGCCAUUAAAAAGUGAGGAAGGUGGUGAGUGUGAAGAGAAGGAAAUUAAGAAAGUUAAUGUCACUAAAAAGGAGAAAUCUGUGCUUCAAGGAAAACUCACCAGACUGGCAGUACAGAUUGGUAAAGCAGGUCUAAUUAUGUCUGCUGUAACAGUGAUCAUCCUAAUUCUUUAUUUUGUCAUCGACACAUUUGGAGUUAAGGGAUAUCCCUGGCUGAAAGAAUGCACACCAAUCUAUAUUCAGUACUUUGUCAAGUUCUUCAUUAUUGGUGUCACUGUAUUAGUGGUUGCAGUUCCUGAAGGGCUACCUUUAGCUGUCACAAUCUCACUCGCCUAUUCUGUUAAGAAAAUGAUGAAGGACAAUAAUUUGGUGCGCCACCUUGAUGCAUGUGAAACGAUGGGAAAUGCUACUGCCAUUUGCUCUGAUAAGACAGGCACACUGACCAUGAAUCGAAUGACAGUGGUUCAGGCCUACAUUGGGGAUAAUCACUUCCGUCAGAUUCCUCACCCAGAUGCCUUGAAGCCUGAAAUCCUGGAACUCAUAGUGAAUGGAAUUGCCAUCAAUUCUGCUUACACUUCAAAGAUACUGCCUCCUGAAAAAGAAGGUGGAUUGCCACGACAUGUGGGUAACAAGACAGAGUGUUCUUUGCUUGGUCUGGUCCUAGAUCUGAAGCAAGAUUAUCAAGCAGUGCGAGAUGAAGUUCCUGAGGAGAAACUCCACAAAGUUUACACCUUUAACUCUGUGCGAAAAAGCAUGAGCACAGUGAUAAAGAAACCCAAUGGUGAAGGCUUCCGUAUGUACAGCAAGGGAGCAUCAGAGAUCAUUUUGCGCAAGUGCACCAACAUUUUGGAUGCAAAUGGCACACCUAGAAUCUUCAAGGCAAAAGACAGAGAUGAGAUGGUCCGUAAGGUAAUUGAGCCUAUGGCAUGUGAUGGACUGAGAACUAUUUGCCUGGCUAUGCGGGACUUCACUGGAGAGACAGAACCAGACUGGGAUAAUGAAAAUGAAAUUCUGUCCCAUUUGACAUGUAUUGCUGUUGUGGGUAUUGAAGACCCUGUACGCCCAGAGGUGCCUGAGGCAAUUUCAAAAUGCCAGCGUGCUGGUAUAACAGUUCGCAUGGUCACAGGAGAUAACAUCAACACUGCUCGUGCAAUUGCCACUAAGUGUGGCAUCUUACUUCCUGGGGAAGACUUUCUGUGCCUUGAAGGCAAGGAAUUCAACCAGAUGAUACGGAACGAGAAGGGAGAGGUGGAACAAGAGCGUCUGGAUAAAGUCUGGCCUAAACUACGUGUAUUAGCUCGAUCAUCUCCUACAGAUAAACAUACUCUUGUUAAAGGGAUUAUUGACAGUACUGUCGGUGAGACAAGACAAGUUGUUGCAGUAACAGGAGAUGGCACUAAUGAUGGACCUGCUCUGAAGAAAGCAGAUGUUGGAUUUGCUAUGGGCAUUGCAGGAACAGAUGUGGCAAAGGAAGCUUCUGAUAUCAUUUUGACAGAUGAUAACUUUACCAGUAUUGUGAAGGCUGUGAUGUGGGGCCGCAAUGUGUAUGACAGCAUCUCAAAAUUUCUGCAGUUCCAAUUGACCGUCAAUGUAGUGGCAGUUAUUGUGGCCUUCACGGGGGCUUGCAUUACCCAGGACUCCCCACUGAAAGCAGUUCAAAUGUUGUGGGUGAAUCUGAUCAUGGACACAUUUGCUUCUCUUGCCUUGGCCACUGAACCACCCACUGAAUCUCUUCUGCUACGUAAGCCAUAUGGGCGCAACAAGCCCCUAAUCUCCCGGACAAUGAUGAAGAACAUUCUGGGCCAUGCUGUUUAUCAGUUAACAAUUAUUUUCACACUACUAUUUGCAGGAGAGAAGUUCUUUGACAUUGACAGUGGUCGUAAUUCACCUCUUCAUUCUCCACCAUCAGAACAUUACACUAUUGUCUUCAACACCUUUGUUAUGAUGCAGCUUUUCAAUGAAAUCAAUGCCAGAAAAAUCCAUGGCGAAAGGAAUGUUUUUGAGGCCAUUCACCGGAACCCUAUCUUUUGUAGUGUGGUCAUCGGCACAUUUGUCCUCCAGAUUAUUAUAGUGGAACUGGGAGGGAAGCCUUUCAGUUGCUCUGGAUUAACUGCUGAUCAGUGGCUAUGGUGUAUCUUCAUUGGUGUUGGUGAACUUCUAUGGGGACAGUUGAUCUCAGCAAUCCCAACACAUCGACUGAAGUUCUUGAAAGAGGCAGGUCAUGGCAUUACAAAGGAAGAAAUACACAAGGAUGACUUGCCUGAAGGGGUAGAUGAAAUUGACCAUGCAGAGAUGGAACUUCGCCGUGGCCAGAUCCUCUGGUUCAGAGGGCUCAACCGCAUCCAGACUCAGAUGGACGUCGUAUAUACAUUCCAGACGGGCGCAACAGCAGUUCCGGGGGCUCUGCGCAGGCAGCCCUCAGUGGUCAGCCAGCACCACGAUAUUAAAGUUGUGAAUGCAUUCCGUAGCUCCCUCUAUGAAGGCCUGGAGAAGCCAGAAUCGAGAAGCUCCAUACAUAACUUCAUGUCCCAUCCUGAAUUUGGUCCCCCAGCAGAAGAUGAACCACGAAUCCCCACUAUUCAGGAAAGCCACAUUGAGCUUGAGGGUCUCUCACAUCCUCCUAAAGGAAAAGGGGUUUCAGGGAAACCUUCCCCCAACCGCAACAACAAUGCACUGGACAUAGUCGCUGCCCCAGCUGGGGCCUCCCCUUCACCUGGGAGCCCACUUCACAGCCUGGAGACCUCUGUCUGAUGACCCUUGGACAUUGACCCACAAAAAUAAUUGAGUGUUGACAUGAACCUGCUGAAGCCCAGGGUGCACCGGUGGAGGCGUGUGCCUACCGGUGUGCAAGGCUGGGUGUGUUCUACACACUCUGUGUACCUUGCAUGCAAGCAAAAAAAAAAAAAAAAAACAAAAAAAAAAAGAAAAAAGGGCAUCCGUUGGAAAAGGAGAGCUUAGAGUUGCUCUGACUUCAAUUACUGUCUAUUUAUCUGUCUGUCUGUCUGUCUCACUGUCUAGACUGUUUACCAUGGUAUGAACACUUGGGGCAUUUGAUUUUUUUUUUAAUGAGUUCAAUGACCAAGACGUUCAAAGAACACAUGAAAGAAAAUGCCCAUCUACAACACAAAGAGUAUGCUGGUAAAUCACUACGUGGUGCGUGAACAUUGUGAACAUUGACGCAAAGUAAGAAAAAAAUGUGUUUGCCAAGUGAGUGAAGAGCUGUGCACUUUGUGAAUGCCUGCAUUGUUUGAUUUCAAACACUCACUUCUGAGAAAGGUAGGUUUUUCAUAACUGGUUUGCUCCAAGAAACUGGACAAUCUUGCUGUUUUUUUUCUUGUUUUGUUUUCUCUCCUUUUCUCAUUCUUUUUUUACAGAUUUUAAAUUGCUUGCUCACUUUUUUAUUAUAUUUAAUGUUUCUGACAACUUAAAAAAAAGUGUGGGCAAAAGACAGUGAGAACAUUAAUGGAGCUUUACAGACUCUCCACAUAGGCCCAGGUUAUGUGUUGGGUAAAAACAAGAAAACAAACCCAAUAUGUCCCACUGUGUAUAAGUUGUGGUCACCGCCUGACGGUCUGAGGACAACAUUGAAGAAGCGAUACAACUAUUACCCUUAACCAAUCAAAUCUUUUGGGGGGGGUGGGCCUUGGGGAGGGUGCUGCUUGGUAUGGUCUCUUUGCCAGUGUCUGCAGUGAUUAAAAACAAAACAAAGCCUUGAGAUUUUGAUUUGCUUCAGACAGCAUCUAUUCAUUGUCAACUGUCAGCUUUUGUUUAGUGUUAUUUUCCUUCUUGUUUUUUAAUAGUUUAGAUUGGACCAUUGAGAUAUGCAUUGGGGUGAUGGAGGGAACGAUUUUUUUUUUUGUUUUUAUACAAGGGUACAAGAAAAAGAAUCUAUAUUCAUCUUGAUAAAGUGCACAAUAUCAUAAGCUUAUAAUUAUGUUGUAUUUGGAUUACAUUGGAAGAACAUUUCUGUACACAAUUUCAAGACAUGUUAACUGCUGAUGAGAAUUGCUCCUUAGCAUUUCUAAAGGCUGCAAAAUGCUAUGUACUCAGAAUGAUUCUCUCCUUGCUCCUUUUUCUCUGUCCUGAUGGCAUUUUUUCCUUGUGAAGUCACAUAACUUGUUCAAUUCCACACUUCCUGGAAACUGCUAAUUGCAAUGAGUGAGUUCAGCAGAUCCAUUUUGCAUCAUUUUUUUUUUUCUCUUUUUUUCUUUUUUGGUUAGUUCAGCACCGAAGUUAAAGAUGUGUACAUUUUAAUAACAGUAAAUGGAAAAUAAAUUAAUAAACAAAAAUAUACACACAUGAAAAUAUGCAACUGUAAGUAUCUUCUCAAUCCAAUUCCUUCUCUAAAACGGAUAUGUCCUGGUGUGAUUAAGACUUACAAAUAACAAUGAAAUGUGGGUUCUGGCAGAAUGGGCUGUGUGGCUGUUUGCUUUAAUGAAUAACCCACUAGUGUGUUAUUAAAUGCUACACAUACGACAGCAUUCUGUUACAUCAUUUAGCAUCGUGCUGCCCUUUGAUACUUUUGGACUCCAAUGAGAAAAGGUCCUUAAUAAUCAAUUAUCUGAAUGCAGCUUCACACUAAGCCUAAACAUAUGUGUAUGUAUUUGUCAUUCUUCCUUUAAAGCUAAUUUUUAUUGUUGCAUACCUAAACACAUGCGCACACACUCACGCACUGGAUGUACAAAAUACACUCACACUUUUUUAAGUAAUCUAUUUUGUUCCUUUUCCCUUAAUUUUACCUAAUUAAAACUAACAGAAUGUUUGUUUCAAGUUAUUUUUAGUUUAAUAUAUGAGUACAAUGUAUACAUAUAUUAUGUACAUGUAUAUACAGUAUAUUAAUAUAUUUUUAUAGCUUAAUAUAGAUAUGAAAGUUAUAUCUAAAGCGCUUUUAAAUGGUAGAUGACCAAUCUACAGGAUGUUCUCCAUAGACACCGAUAGUAGAGGAAAGUGGAACGGCUGUAUUUUACAUUCGGUAUGUUAUGUCACCGUUGAAGAAUGACAAAAAAUGACAGGUGACUGCAAUGCCACCUGCCAUGAAGAGUUUGUCACAUACUGUAAUUUCUAGAUUUUAGCCCAGAAUUGUCCUACGCAGACACAGAUACAUAUAGUGUUAUACAGUAUAUACACUAAAACUAAAAAGUAACUUGAAUCAAAUAGCCAAUGCUUGUUAGCAUUAUUUUAUCCAUGUUCAAAAUUAUUUCAUUAAAGCACAUAUUUGUGUGAAAUAAUUUUUACGAUUAUUCAAAAACCAAAAAGUUUCCUAAAAGCAAAUGUAUAAGUAUGUAAUUUACCUUCAGUAGUGAAAAGUAUUUAGCAUGUUUGGUUAAUUUCUAUAAGGUAAUACUCAGUAUAUUAUCUCCUAGAUAUUUUGUGUUCAAUUAGAUAAUAGUGUACUUUUAAAAUGACAGAACAAAUGUAAUGUCCUCGUUAUCUGAGUGGCUGUUUGGGUGUCCCCUGUGAUGAAUUAGCGGCCCAUCCAGGGUAGGCUCCAGCCUUGCGUCCGUUGCUGCUAGGACAGACUUUGCCUCUCUGUGCUCCUGAAGUAGUUAACACAGGUCACAAACUGAAUUCAUAGAAACAUAAUAAAGCAGUCAUUAAAUUGCAUCUGUUUUUUAACCAUGUUAGGCAAAUACAAGCUCAUCCCUAUGAUGCUCAAUAAUGAGAAAAAGAUUGAAUUCAUGAAUAAUGUCUUUUCUCAAUUCAUUAAAUCUGUAUGUCUACUCUGUGCAAAAGAUUAGGGAUGGGUAACGAUUUGCUCAUAUAUUUAACAAAGCCAUAUUAAUAACAAGACCUUGCAUUUUGACGGGCAUUGGAUUAAGGUCUUCUGAAGAGCUGACUCUGUCCGUCAGACUGUAAUGGUGUUUAAGCUAAGACACACUAAGUAUUUUUGUUGAUAUGACCUUAUCACAGCCUUACCGCAUGACUCAAAGUCUCGUUUUCUCUAGCAACCUUUAGAAUGGUUUCCUUCAGCACAGAGCUGUCAUUCAGAAAUCUUCAUAGUUUUUUACACGGAUUUUUUAAUUUCCUUUUAUACGUUGGGUCAUUGGUUAAUAUUAGGCAGAAACGGACAACUAUUUGUUCUCAGAAAGGAGCUUUUGAAAUAUAUUUUUUUCUAUACAUAUAUUUUUUCUAUAUUGUUUAGAUUUGUUUUCUACCUGGGUGAUAGAACAACGCGCUUAACUAACUGAGAAAGAGUAAUGGUGCUUUACAGUAAAAGUAGAAUUAUGAAAAUGUGGAAGAAAAAAGUUUGUCAUGAAAUAGACCCCGUAGAAUACAGUAAAUACAAAACCAGGAAAGUUUUUUUGUUUGAAAGCACCAUGGUUCUCGUCUAACUGCCAUAUACGUAUGUCUGGAAGUCUGGCAAUGGGGCAAAUAGGAAGUGAAGUGAUUACCUGCUAAAUGACUGCCAGAUUGCCUUUUAUAGUUCAAACCUGUAUUAGAAAAUGGGGAGGGGGUUCUUUAAAAAAUAAAAAGAGAAAGAAAUGGUUAGAAAUGUCUGAAACAUGCGAGAGAAAAAAACACUGCCAUUGUGAUGCCAGCUGGAUGGGAAAAGUUUCAUUGGGACGUUUUGUUUCUCCUCCAGUUAGGAGCUGUCCAAAUUUCAGAAAUCCCUUUUCCUGCUUUUUGUUUUCUAAUAAUUAUGCUGACCUGGUGAGUCGUGACUUUAGGCCUUAUUCAUAUUUCAUAUGCGCCUUUCGUAUUGAUACUUUUUUCUCUGACAUUUACACCCAAAGGUGGCAAAUCUUUUUCUUGUACAUAAAUGGACAGUAUGUAAUUAAGUUAAUCAAAAAACUGGACCAAACAAGCAUAGCAUUUUAAUAUAUACUCAGUAAAAUGGUAUCCUAAUUUAUUGUCUAGCUUGAAGGAUAUGGCUGCUAGUCUUGUUUCAUCUAAUCCCUCCUGGUUGUUGUUUUCCAGGUGUCUGUGUAAUCUUAAAAUAUCUGAAGUUUACAUAACCUUUUUUUCUCUUUUUUUAAAUGAGUGCCUGCGAAGGCAGUAAUUUGUAAACCCCUUGAAUGUAGGCCUUAAUGCCAAACUGAGACCUGCUCCUGAAUGCACUAGAAAUGAUCAGUGUCGAAAAGCUCUGCCAUAAAAAGUCAGUUGACAAAAACUUUGUGGUUUCUUAAUAGAGACUUUUUUAACUGGGGGGUCGUGGGGGUGGGAAUUUUUUUGUAAGCCACGUUUGCUUUACUAAAAUUUAGAUAGAGUGAAAUAAAAGAAUGCAUGUUUCAAAAUCAUUUCUGACAACAGUUUAAAUCAUUUCAUUCAGUGGGGUGGAGAUUUCUUAUUAUUGUUGUUAUUGUUAAAUGAUUACUUUUCUAAUUUUCAAUCAGCAAAAAAAAGGAAGACAAUUAAACCAAAGCCAUUGCUUCACUUUCUGGUUGCCCUAUGGACUUCUCAAAAAUGUAACUGUCAUGUAAUUACUUUUAUUGCACAUAUGAAUAAUAACAUGUAUAUUGUAAAGAAAAAAGGAGAAUACAACAAAAAAAAAAACCUUGUGCAAUAUGUUUAAUAUAUGCUGUCAUUAAAGGUGGCUAAAUUUAACUUCAGUCUCCUGGAGGAACUUAGGGUGUCAAACUGACUAACACCCCAAGACAAAAACUGUUUCGCUGUAUUUACGAAUUAGCUGAAGUUAAAUUUGAUGUUUCUUUGGGUUCAUAAGCCCUUUUUUUUCUUUAAGUGGGGAGAUGAAAAUCUGGAAAUUCAGUAAUUAGUAUAAUAUAAGCACUGGUAUUAUUUUUGUAUAAAAAUAUGACUGAAUUAUACAUAUGUGGUAUGCAUGACUUAUAAACAUUUUGGUGGUUCGAAGCAAUAUGUACUUUUUCUGCGUAGCCAAACUCUUGCAUACAGUACUUCAUUUACUUGCAUUCUGGUGGUUUGUGGGUGGGGGGAUAAGAGAAAAAAAACUGUUCAGUAUCUGUGUUUAGUGUUCUGCAUGUUUAAAUAUGGAAUGAAUCAACCAAAAUGUUUGACUGACUUUCAGAAUUCCCGACAUGCUACACACACGAGCACACACACACGCACGCGCACACACUCGCACGCACUCACGAGCACACGCACGUGUUCCAGACACACACACACACACAGACUCACCCACACUUGUGUGUUCAGUCCCAACGGCUAACGCAUGCACUGUCCGGAGGCUGGCAAUUCCUAAUGAUUAAAAAGACAUGAAAAACACACCAAUGUCCUUCAUGGGGUUUCCAUACCGAGAGCUUACUGGGUGGCGACACGGUAGCACUCUGCAUCUGUAAAGCCAAAAUGGUGUGGGUGCCUUCAAACUCCUGUAUAAAACAAGCUGAAAAGGGGAAAGAAGCGACCCUUCCGAAAAAAUAAAAACAAUCAAAUAAGGCGGAAUGUAUUUGCAUUCGAUUAAUUUCUGUCGUUUAGAAGGGGUUCAGCAUUUUGGCGAUAACCUAAGCAUGACUACGUUGCAAUCCCAAUAUCGUGCGCUCUUUAAAAACAUGUGGGGAAGACAAAACACUUGUCCUAAACCUUCAUGUUCCAAGGCCGCGAUUAGUAGUCGUAGGCAGUAAACAGGUUAAUACCGACCUUUACCAUCAUAUCCAUCCAUCAAGUUCAAAAUAAAAAUAAUUGUCAGCUUCAACUCAAGGUCACCGGCAGCCUGCGCUUAUCCAGGCACAGCAUAGGCGCCCGUCCUGAAUGGGGAUGCCUUUCAAUGGCAAUGAUCCAUGCAGCAGAAGUGUGACAACAGUCCUCCUCGGGAAUCCCUCACGGUGACUUUCUUAGUUUCCGUUAUAUGACCUUACCGCAUACGUUAUCUCUGUGUUUGUACAAGUGUGGCCGUCACUGGGAUACUAUUAUCUUGUAGACUCUUCUAGCUUUUUAGUAUCCCCCAUUUAUGUAAAAAAAAAAGUCUAUUGGCUGCCCUUUGUUUUUUGCAAGUAUUCGCGUAAAUAUAUACCUCAUUUACAUGCAUGUAUUCUUAAAAUCGCUUUCGUAUCAGCUGUUAAACGUUUUCCCUUUUAAGGACCGUAUCGUUAAAACAAGUUCCCAGUAGAUAGAUAACGAGUCACAAUAGGAUGGAUCGAUUAAAGUGUUAAUUUAAAAGCUUGCAUUAUACCCUCUUAAAAUAUUGGAUCCCUAAUAGCAUUUUUACUGCAUGCGUGGUUCCUGGUAGACCUUCUGCUUCACAGGACCAUUUUAUUCUUUGAAGGGUUCUCUGAAUAUUUAGGCAUUAAAAAUGUUCCUAAUAUGUGGACGAAACAGAAAUAUUUAUAGCAGUCGAUCUACUAACAGAUCAAGGACACACGAACGUAUUAUGUGUUCUUGUGUGCGGCGAGGGUUAUUUUAAAAAUCACGAAGCCGUUGAUACUUCACAGAUCUAGUAUCUGACAUUUAGGUUUGUUAAUGGAAUUCACCACUUUUUGCACCCUUAAUUUUAAGAGUAGUGAGUUUACUAGCUAUCUGUCUAGGCAUCAAAAUAUACAUCGAGAGUUUCCACAAAUUAAGACUUUUUUUUUAAAUAGUCGUCAUUCCGAGAGACCUGCUAAAGCUGUUGUCACCUCUAAGCAGAGUGUUCUUCUUGGCUGUCACCGCCGUGUCAUUUUCCAAAACCGAAGAAGCACUCGUUACUGAAACAUUACCAGCCAGAAGCUGCAGUGCGCUGGAGUGGAAAUCUUCCUAAAGCUUUUAAGAAUCUGCGAUGCCGUGUUUUUGUGUAAUUCACUGGGUGAUUUUGCGCAAGUUUCGGUACACCUUACAUUAUUAACAUCAGAAGUAAUCCCGACGUGCUGAACCGCGUGUCCUUGUCGAGGUCAGGGGUACAGUUACCUUUCAUUUAUAGGCCAUUCCGUAGUCCAACGAUUGCCUUUUUCAGCUUCUCUUUAUAUUAAUACUUUGAGGUUCAAUUUACCUCAACGAAUUGGAUUGCUUGACAAGUAUUCGACGUUAUUGUGUUACUGCUUUUUAUUAUUAUCAUUAUUAUUAUUAUUACGCAUAAAGUCACUCAUAUAGUGUUAUGUUUUCUGAUUAAACGAUGAAAAGCCGUCCAUCACAAACGACUUAAGCCAGCAAUAUUCAAAAAUAGGGAGACAUCAGAUUACGAAGAGAUGAUACCAAAAAUGCCAUUUUCAACGAGAGAGGGCCCACGCGGUUAAUAUUCCUGAAAUAUUCGGAUAAGCUCCGUUUACUUUGGGCUCCGCCAGACGGAGUACCGCCGCACCGCAAGUCGCGAUCACCGCGUUUCAAACGCGCUCCGUUUUCCGUACUCUGAGGGGUCGCUUCGCCCGAGUCCCUUUGCAGCUGGAAACCCCCCAUCAGCCUUCCAGUCGGUGCUUGCGUGAAGCCUGUACAUCUGUAAAAGGUUCACCCCUGUUCUGUAAACACAAAGAGUCACUCCAGUUUGCUUUUAAAACUAUGCAACAGAUCUACCGGAGACUCUGAACCUUGUCUGUGUGUUUGUCUCUCUCUUGCUCUGUCUCUCAGUGGAAUGUGGUUGUUUCCUUGUUUCUUUUUAAUUUAUUUCUAAUACAAGUGUGCUCCUUUUCCUAUUUGUAAUAUUUGACGGUGUGGAAUGCAUUGUUCUCUUUGUCCUGUCGUUUAAUCAUUCUGAAAAAAAAAGUAAAGAAAUGCCACAUUCGAUUGGGAUGGUAAACAAAUUCACGCACACAUUAUAUAAAAUAAAGCCAUUGGGGUUGGAAUUGUC